Messenger RNA from Salvelinus sp. IW2-2015, 1862 nucleotides. The record is from RefSeq and is a predicted model, not a curated record. NCBI's taxonomy places the organism in Eukaryota, Metazoa, Chordata, Actinopteri, Salmoniformes, Salmonidae.
CUGGAAAGACCAAUGAGGAUGAAAUCCAAAUUGAACUCCAUAAACGAGAGAACGUAGAGAAAGCUGGAAUGGAAACUAUACAACAAAAAGGAACUCCCAACAAAGUGGAAAAGGAAAAAGAGACUGGUGAAAUUCUGGAGCCUAAGUUGGCAGUACCAGUACCUGAGGGGCCAACCAUCACAUCUGAGGAGAGAAAUCGUAUACCUGCCACUUACACUAAAGGAUUAGAUAAGAAGUCAAAGAAAGCAAAUAUUUCAAUGCCUAGGUUUGGAAUAACACAAACGGAUAUUAGAUUCCCAGACAUUGGGAUUGGACUACCAAAAAGAGACACCUCGGUGGAAAAGAAGGAUGAGGUCAAAGAUGAAAGCAAUGCAUUGCACCUUGAAAUGAAAAUGUCAGAGGCUGAAAUUAAACUCAGCAAAGUACCAGAUUCGGAAUAUUCCACUAUCAAAACUCAUGUGACAGACCAUCAAACACCUACAAUACGAACUUUAUGCUCAGAAACAAUGCCAGAGGUACCUUCAUCUGACAUUAAAGGAGCAGUUAUGGGCAUUGAUGUCCAAUCUGUUGAUGUCGGGAGAGCAGACAUCCAAAUACCGGAUGUUGAAGUCGAAGUACCCUCCGUUGAAGUUGAAAUACCAGAAACAGUUUAUAAAGAUAUUGAUGUGAAAAUGAAUAAACGACAGAUAUCAUUCCCCAAAAUUGGAGUUAAAGCCCCAGAGAUUGAUGUUAGUGUGCUAAAACCAGACAUCUCUCUUCCCGAGGGAAACAUGGAGGUCAAAUUGCCUGAGGUGGAAAUUGAAGUUCCAGAGCUUCAAGUGGAAGUGAAAGAUACUGUAGGGUCCCCCUCAAGAUUUAAAAUCCCAACUUUAAAAUUCCCUCAAUUUGGAACAGUUGCUCCAAUCGUCACAGUAGAGUUACCUGAUGUGGACAAGGAUAUCAAACUUCAUGGAACUGAAAGACCAGAACCCAAGCUGUCAAUAUCAGGAAAAGUUCAUGCAGUUGACUUUGAGAAACAGAGUGACUUUAAAAAAUCUAGUGUUAAGAUCGCAUCUAUAGAUGUGGAUGUGAAGACUAAAGGACUUGAACUGGAGGGACAAGGAAGCAAGUUUAAACUGCCAAAUCAGGGAAUUUCAUUACCAAAAGUAAAAGGUCCUGAGAUCGAUUUAGGUGUAUCGAAGAAAGACAUAGAUGUCACUUUACCAGAGACCAACGUGGAGAUCCAACCACCUGAUGUUGAACUCAAAGUGUCUUCUGGUGAAGUUGAAAUGCCUGAGCGAGCUGCUACAGAGAUUGAUGUGAAAGUGAAAAAGCCACGGAUUUCAUUUCCAGGGCUUGGAUUUUCAAAACCUGAAGUAUGUGAGGUUGAUGUCAGUCUUCCAAAGGUGGAUAUUUCUCUUCAAGAAGGAAAUGUGGGAGUCAAAAAGUCAGAGGUGGAAAUGACAGCUCCAGAGAUUCAAGAUGAAGUGAAACAUGAUAUUGAGCUUGAGGGACAAGGAAGUAAGUUCAAACUACCCAAAUUUGGAAUCUCAAUGCCAAAGGUAAAAGGUCCUGAGAUUGAUUUAAGUUUAUCAAAGAAAGUCAUAGAUGUCACUUUACCAGAGGACAAAGUGGAGGUCCAACCACCUGAUGUUGAAAUCGAAGUGCAUUCUGGUCAAGUUCAAAUGCCAGAGGGAGCUGCUACAGAGAUUGAUGUGAAAAUGAAGAAGCCCCGAAUGUCAUUUGGAUGGUUUUCAAAACCAGAAGUGAAAGCACCUGAGGUUGAUGUCAGUCUUCCAGAGGUGGAUAUUUCUUUUCCAGAGGAAAAGUGGAAGGUCAAAGAGCCUGAGAGAAAUGAAACUCCAGAGAUUCAAGCUGAGUGA